AUGCAGGGAACAGCAGUUCUGCUCCUCUACAGCUGGAACAGAAAAAUCUUCUCCCCCAAUGAAAGAAAAGUUCAUGUUCUGCUGCUCUCAUCGUGGCGUUCAGGUUCAUCCUUCCUGGGUCAGGUUUUCAGUCAGCACCCGUCUGUUUUCUAUCUAAUGGAGCCCGGCUGGCACGUGUGGACMCAAGUGCAGCAACCUGGGGCCCAGCGCCUCCAARAGCCUGUGAGGAAUUUACUUCAAAGUCUGUACAAGUGUGACUUCUCAGGAUUGGAUGCUUAUUUACCAGCAGAGCCUAAUGUUUCCUCCUUGUUUCUGUGGACUGAAAGUUGGGCUCUGUGCUCCCCCCCGGCCUGUCCCCUCACAGUGACGAACGAGACUCAGUGCCGUCAGAAAUGUGAUGUUCAGGGUUUGCAGAAGGUGCAGGAGGCCUGCCACACAUACAGUCACGUGGUGUUAAAAGAAGUGAGAUUCUUUGAACUGGAAUCCCUUUACCCUCUUCUAAAAGACCCCAACUUAGAUCUCCGAAUUGUUCAUUUGGUCCGGGACCCUCGGGCCGUGUUGAGGUCUAGAGAGGAGUCAGCUGAGUCAUUUGUGUUGGACAAUGAUAUAGUCCUGGAGCACAAACCCGUACCGGCAGMUGAAGUUCAGUACAAAGUCUUGGAGGAAAUUUGCCGUAGUCACAUACGCAUCAGUAAGACGGCCAUCCUGGAACCUCCUCCCUUUCUAGAAGGCCGCUAUAAAAUGGUCCGCUACGAAGACGUGGCACGAAACCCACUGAAGGAAAUCAACAACAUUUAUCAGUUUGUAGGUUUAGGAAUGACCAAACAGAUGGAGGAAUGGAUCCACAAGAAGACUCAUGGAAAGGGGAGGGGCAACGCAGCACAGGCUUUCCAAAUCAUCUCUAGAAAUGCCACCCAAGUGUCCCAGGCUUGGCGCACCAUGCUGCCACACCACAAGGUCUUACAUGUUCAGGAAGUGUGCAGAGAGGCCAUGGGACUGCUCGGCUACAGGAGCGUUCAGAGUGAAAAAGAACAGACUGCAUUUGACACUGAUCUGCUGCUUCCACUGACACUUUAACGAUUCAUCUUCCAGAUAAAAACAUGAGAGACAAACUCUGAAAGACAUUUCAGAUCUUCCUCCAGUGUUUCUUUGUUGAGGCUAUCAGGGUGAACCAAUAUUAUUUUGUGGUUUUUUUUUUUUUUUUGUAAAAGUAGCUUUUUUGUUCGACUGCUCCAACAGCCACAGAAUUAUGAGGCCUCUGAGCUACAACAUCUGUUUUCUUAGGUAAAAGUAACUUUCUGCAAAAGGAUUAGAGUGACAGAGAGAGAGAAAAAAGUUUUGCAAAACCUUA
This is a messenger RNA of Austrofundulus limnaeus, 1351 nucleotides long. RefSeq names its product carbohydrate sulfotransferase 6-like. The transcript has a single exon. Gene Ontology annotation, cellular component: Golgi membrane. The record is from RefSeq and is a predicted model, not a curated record. Bases 1 to 1077 code for a protein of 358 amino acids. Gene Ontology annotation, biological process: carbohydrate metabolic process; N-acetylglucosamine metabolic process; sulfur compound metabolic process. NCBI's taxonomy places the organism in Eukaryota, Metazoa, Chordata, Actinopteri, Cyprinodontiformes, Rivulidae. Gene Ontology annotation, molecular function: N-acetylglucosamine 6-O-sulfotransferase activity.